UUUUUUCCUUUUAUUCUUCAUCUCUUUCGUUGUUAAUCUCUUUCGUUGUUACUCUUCCAUUUUGAUUAUCCUGUAUGAUUGAAGGAUGUUAGAAUCUAUACCCCUAACUCUUUGCCGUCUUCAACAUUAUCGAUUUCACCAGUACACAUUCAUUAUCGAUUUAUCAAACAUUUGCCUCAUCUUGACUGUCGUAUGACAAACCCUACCAUUGUCAUUAUCAUAUUUGGCGAUUUCAUCCACGUUUGACCUGGAUGUUGCUCGCGAUCUAACACCGUCGGAAUCAACUGACAACUAUAACCAAUGGCGGAGCACGGUGGUUUUCUGAUUCAUGGAUCUGAAGAUAUGUCUAUGAAUCGGUUGGUUGGAUGAUUCUCAUGGAAGCACUUUUGUGCAAUCGGUUGUGACAAUCGCAAACAUUUUCGCCAUGAUUUUUGUGACUUUAGCCUGUGGAUAUCAAGGAUUCAAGAGCGGAUGGCCUGGCUAUAAACUUUCUACAGGAUACUUCCCGUAUGGAGUAGACGGGAUGCUUGCGGGCGCUUCGACAGUCUUCUUUUCAAAGAAAAUAUUCGACAAAAUGGUCAAGAAGAAAGUCGUAAUCACGAAAGAGACAUAUUCCGCUUUAAUAAAAGGUUUAUGCAAGAAAGGGAACUCAAGUGACAUUCGUGAAUGCUGCGAUUUCAUUCGAAACAAGAACUGGUUACCUACGUUGAAUGAUUAUAGAACCUUAAUCAAUUCGUUAUGCAAGAACAAUAUGGUGGUGGAAUCUUUGUCUCUCUUUGAGCAUGCAAUGAUGGAUUACCCGCAUGAAGUAACAGAAAUCUUUUACUGUUUUCUUGAAAAUCUAUGCGGAAUCGGGUUCACUAAAACAGCUCGCUUUUUGUUCCAUGAGCUUUUAGAACACGGUUAUCGCUUGGAUCAGGUAGCGUAUAGUCAUCUUCUAAGCGGGCUUUGCAAAGAGAACCGUUUCUCAGAAGCUUUUGUUAUGUCAAAUACGAUGCUAGCCAAUAUUACGACCCCUAAUGUCGACAUUUAUAAUGUUUUGCUUCAUGGGUAUUGUGCGGUUAAUGACUUGACGAAAGUCAAAUAGGUAUUCGGUGCUAUCUUAAAGAAGAACAUAACCAUCUACACUUCAAGUUACAGUAAGUUUGUAUCGUUAAUGUGCAACGAGGGUCGAUACCGUUAUGCUUUCUCACUGAAAGAUCUAAUGGUCAAACAGAGUUCUUCACAUAUAGAUAUAACUUUGUAUAACAUCCUCAUGUUCCAUCUUUUCGCCUCAAAGAACAGUGUAUUUGUUGAUACGAUUCUAGACGAAAUUCAAGAAAAGAGACUCGAGUUUGACGAUGUCACGUAUAACUUUCUUGUAUAUGGAUUCUCAAACUGUGAAUCUGGGUCACGUUCUGUUUAUUAUCUAACCGAAAUGAUAUCAAAAGAACUGAAACUAAGCAACCGAUCUCUACGAGCAGUAGUAAGAUCGCUUUUAGAAGAUAACAAGUUCACGGAAGUCUUGAAAUUGAGUCAAGAAAUGGAAACCAAAAGAUGGGUUCAUUGUUCGAUUGUUCAGAAUGAAAUCGUCACGAGUUUUUUGAACAUGGGUAAGCUUCAAGAAGCUGUAAAGUUUCUCGAAAACAUGAUUCGUAAAGACCUCAUUCCUGAUAACAUAAACUAUGAUAAUCUAAUCAAGAAGAUGUGUCAUCAUGGAAGAAACGACACAGCUUCCGAUCUUCUCGACAGUAUGCUGAUGAAAGCAAACAUCCCAGAUUCAACAACCUACGAUCGUUUAAUUCAAGAGUUAAGCGUUUGUAACAAGAUCGACGACGCCCUUGAUCUUUAUACCGAAAUGUUGAACCACAAACUCGCGCCAAGUAUCAACACAUAUGAAGUUUUGACCGAAAAGCUUUGUGAAUGUGGAAGAACGUUAGAAGGCGAAAAGCUAAUCGACACUAUGAUUCGUGCAGGAGAGCAACCGAGUAAGGGGAUGUUUGGGUCGGUGGUUAGUAGGUAUCGGUUCGAAAGAAACUUUACAAAGGCGUCGAAGCUUUUACAAAGAAUGCAACAGUUUGGGUACAAACCAGACUUUGAGACUCAUUGGUCUCUCAUAAGCACUCUAAGCAGGCUUAGUGAUAGAGAUAUAGACGAUAACAGUAGUAAUUUUCUGUCAAAACUUCUUUCUGAAAGCGGGUUUAAGCCAAAAAAAGACGUGGAUCGGAAAUCGAAGUAAUUAGGGUGCGACCUGGUUUUGUAUUUAUUUCCUGCAUUUAACCGUCUUGAAUAGCGUAAGCUGCGUUUUGUGUAAUCUCAUUGGUUAGCAGGGUAUUGAUAGUAUUUGUGAGUUUAUAGAUAACAUGUGCGAUGUUUGCUUUUUGAAAUUGCUCAUUCUGUAUCUAUACUUACAAGUAUGUAUUCUGAUUCAUGUUCGAUCGCAAAUCGCAAUAUUGUGUC
Messenger RNA from Helianthus annuus (common sunflower), 2439 nucleotides. RefSeq names its product pentatricopeptide repeat-containing protein At5g15280, mitochondrial-like. The record is from RefSeq and is a predicted model, not a curated record. The coding region runs from base 1157 to 2218 and encodes 353 amino acids. The transcript has 3 exons. NCBI's taxonomy places the organism in Eukaryota, Viridiplantae, Streptophyta, Magnoliopsida, Asterales, Asteraceae. Gene Ontology annotation, molecular function: protein binding.